AAUUAAUGUAUAGCACCAAAUAAAUAUGGCUGAAAGAAAAAGAGACAAACAAGCUUGCUGUAACUAAAAGUCUAAGAGACAGACGUUCCAGUUACGGAAUACAUCACUGUUACUUAAUCGGCUUUAUCAUUUGUGAACUUCAUUUACUAAAAGAGCAUGCAUUUACUUGAAGUGAUCUUGUGGAUUCUAAAUGUUUCUGUUGCAUUAGGUCAACUUAAUGACAACUGCCAGCAUGGAACACUGAGGUUAGUGAAUGGAAGCGCUACCAACAAUGGAAGACUAGAGAUUUGUAUCAACUUUGUAUGGGGAAGUGUAUGUGGCGAUUAUUACUUUCGAUACUAUGGUAAUGCAAGAGUAGCUUGUAGGCAGCUUGGAUAUGAAGUAGAUGGAGGACAAUCUGUAAGUUACUAUGGUAGUGCUUAUUAUGGUCAAAGUACCGGUCCAAUAUGGCUCAACCGCCUGUACUGUACUGGAUCUGAGAAUAACUUGCUGGAUUGUAAUAGAGGUGUAGAUAUUGGUAAUGCUUAUGGUUGCUCACAUUCACGAGAUGUUGGUAUAGUUUGUCCAGCUAAUUCAUGUAGUACUGGAUCAGUGAGACUCACUGAUGGACUAAUAUUAACAGAAGGAACUGUUGAAGUGUGUAAUGAUGGAGCAUGGACUAGUGUCUGUGAUUAUCGCUGGGGAUAUCAAGAAUCAUUUGUAGUGUGUAGACAAUUAGGUCUACCAGCAACAGAUGCACAACCUGUUUAUUAUUCUAAUUCUUUUGGAUAUGGACAUGGAAUACCAACAUUGUACAACUGGAGAUGUUUUGGGAAUGAGUCAAGUUUGAAUGAUUGCUUAAAGUCUACAUCAAGUUGUUACUAUAGUUAUCGUAGUGUGUACAGAAUAUCUGGAGUUAGAUGUAAAGGAAGCAUUGUACCAGGAAAUUGUUCUACUGGUAGUAUGCGUCUUGUUGGUCCUAAUGGUCCUAAUAAAGUGGAAGGGAGAGUAGAGUAUUGCAGUAAUGGAGUGUGGGGUACUGUUAGUAGCUAUGGAUUUGAUGUUAGAGAUGCUCAUGUAGUAUGCAGAAGACUUGGUCAUCAGACACCACGAGCUUUGAUAUUUUGGAAUGCUUACUUUGGUCAAGGAUCUGGUCCAGUUCUGUUUCAUUAUUUAGGAUGCAAUGGGAAUGAAGAUAGAUUAGAACAUUGUACUUACUCUACAAGUUUUUCAGUUAGUCACACAACUGAUGUUAGUGUGAAAUGUUCAGAGAGAGUAUUAACUGACUGCAUUAAUGGUAGUGUUAGAUUGGUUAAUGGUACUACACCAGAUGAAGGAAGAGUGGAAGUUUGCAUCAAUGGAGAAUGGGGAACUGCUUGUGAUCAGUACUGGGAUAGAAGAGAAACUAAAGUUGUUUGUAGACAAUUACAAUACAGCCAAAAUACAGAGGGAUCAAUAUUUAGAAAUUCUGAAUUUGGUGAUGGAGACUAUCAACAAAUUUUAUGGAAAAUUCAGUGUACUGGAUCAGAAACUAACUUGACAUCUUGUAAUAAUUACCAUUAUCGUUAUUGCUACUAUGGACGCACUGUUGGCAUCAAAUGUUACAAUACAAGUAAUUGUACUCAUGGUGAAAUCAAGUUGUAUGGGAGACAGUCUAACGCUGAAGGAGAUUUACAAAUUUGUUUUAAUGGAGUGUGGGUUUUUGUGUGUGAUUCGUGGUGGAUUUCACCAAAUAUUGUGUGUAGACAGCUGGGUUAUCAAGAUACUAACUGGGCUUUAUAUUCAUAUAAUUCAUUGUUUGGUGGAAAUAAGAAUGUUGCUCCAAUCAUGUAUAUUCGAUUCUCAUGCAGUGGGAAUGAGAAUUCACUGAAGAAUUGCUAUGAUCGUCCUUACAAUUAUUACUGUAAUACAGCAAGAGGAUUCACAUGUUCAAGUGUAGUAAAUUGUAGCAAUGGAACAGUUCACUUAACUGAUGGAGGAGGAGAUAAUGAAGGAAGAGUAGAGAUAUGUACUGAUGGCAUAUGGAUGACAAUUGAUCCAGGAUACUGGAAUUAUAAUAAUGCUAAAGUUGUUUGCAGACAAUUAGGAUAUUAUGAUACUUGGUCUGUUGCAAUUACUGAUACUAACUGGAGUGGUAAGAAUGAAAGAGUUGGUUAUAGAUAUGUGUGUACUGGAACUGAGAAUGAAUUGAGUAACUGUUCAAAAUAUUCACCUUCAUCAUAUGCAAAUGAUUGGUUUAAUCAGAAACGAGGUGGAGUAGAUUGUCAAUACAAUGACACUAAAAGACUUUUACAGCAAUCUUAUGGUAAUAUUCAGUAUAGUAAUGAGAAUGGCUUUGUUGGUAUCUUGACAGUGAACACAAUAGACACUACUGUAACUGAAUAUCUCCGUGAACUCAACUGGUAUUAUAAUGGUAAUAAAAUAUCAAAUUCAAGCAAGUACCUCAUUAACAAUGGUAACAAGACACUUGUCAUUAAUAAUAUUACUGAUGAAGACAUUGGAAAAUAUUCUGCAUUCAUAUAA
Molecule: messenger RNA, 2502 nt
Organism: Amphimedon queenslandica
Lineage: Eukaryota; Metazoa; Porifera; Demospongiae; Haplosclerida; Niphatidae
Product: deleted in malignant brain tumors 1 protein-like
Exons: 16
Coding region: 157-2502 (781 amino acids)
Cellular component (GO): membrane
Source: RefSeq, a predicted model, not a curated record